GUGAACACAGCGACAUUCGUCUGAUCAUCGUUAUGGCGACGAUAGGAAAGUUUUUCCGCGCUUUUGGAUCAUGUUUGAAAAACGAUUUACUUCUAGUUUUCAUCAUAACAGGCGUUCUAUUGGGCUUUUUGGUAGGAGCCUUAGUAAAUGACCCGGUUCAAGAAAGCUCAAAUCCAAAAGAAAUUAUCAUGUAUAUUUCAUUUCCUGGUGAAAUUCUAAUGCGUAUGUUGAAAAUGGUUAUAUUGCCAUUAAUUGUAUCCAGUCUGAUUGUUGCGCUUGCUGUACUUGACGCCAAGGCUGCUGGUCGCUUAGGCCGAAGGGCCUUGAUUUAUUAUUUAACGACUACCAUAUUGGCCGUCAUUUUGGGGAUAAUCUUGGUGGUCAGCAUCAAGCCGGGCGAAGGUAAAGGUGAUAAGAAAGGAACAGAAUCAAAACAUGUUGAACCAGUAGACUCUCUACUUGAUCUUAUCAGAAAUUGUUUCCCAGACAAUCUGGUUUCCUCAGCAUUUGUUUCGGUGGAAACACAAUACAAAGAGGUGGACGAAAAAGUUUAUUUCGUGAAUAAAUCAGUGACCGAUCUGAUGACGUCACCGGAGAACAUGUCCUCAUUCUUAUCUUCAAACAUGAUCAAUCCUUGGAGCAUUAGUUCACAGCAAGGGCAAGUGAAAGUUAUAAAGACAGAGACAAAAUAUGUGUAUGAUGGGAUCAGGUCUUCUCAAAAAAUGAAUGUUCUUGGCAUUGUGUGCUUUUCUGUGGCGUUCGGUGCAAUUCUCAGUGGCAUGGGUGAGACUGGGCGACCUAUGACUGUAUUCUUCACAGUUCUUCUGGAGGUUAUCAUGAGACUUGUAACGCUGAUUAUCUGGUACUCCCCAAUUGGUAUUUGCAGUUUAAUAGCUGGUAAAGUUGCAUCAAUGGAAAGUAUAAGUGAUGUACUUACAAAGCUUGGUCUUUACAUGGCCACAGUUAUUACAGGCCUUGUUAUACACGGUGUUAUUGUGCUACCGCUGGCCUACUUUAUCUUUACACGCAAAAAUCCAUUUAAGUUUAUACUUGGUCUAAGAGCUGCUCUUUUUACUGCGUUUGGAACCAGUUCGAGUUCAGCCACAUUGCCAGUGACAUUCAAAUGCCUCGAGGAGAACAAUAACAUUGACCAGCGUGUCUCCAGAUUUGUCCUUCCUAUUGGCGCCACUGUAAACAUGGAUGGAACCGCGUUAUAUGAAGCUGUGGCUGCUAUAUUCAUAGCGCAAUUGAACAAUAUUGAACUAUCGUUUGGAGAGAUUGUUAUCACUUGCAUUACAGCAACCGCUGCAUCGGUUGGAGCCGCUGGUGUUCCUCAAGCAGGCUUGGUUACUAUGCUGAUUGUACUACAGGCUGUUGGUCUGCCGGUCAAUGACGUCAGCCUCAUCGUAGCUGUUGAUUGGUUCCUAGAUCGAGUUCGAACGACCGUGAACGUCUUAGGAGACUCAUUCGGGGCAGGGAUUGUUCAACAUCUUUCUCGUGGUGAGUUAAUUGCCAGCCACAAUUAUACGGAAGAAGGCCUAUCUAAUGGUGAUACCACAGCAGUGAAAGACGACCUUCAAAAUGGUGAAAAACCUGGUGCAAUUUAUGCAAACUUCGAUGAUGACUCGGAAACACGUUUCUAAGUUUUGACACACGAACGAUUUUACUGUACAGUGUAUUCCAUUAUUUAAAUCUACUAUAUUUUACUCCAUUAUUUUACGACUGUGCAUGUUUUAACGUAUUCACUAAAAUAUAUACUGUGUGUUAUCAGCGCAUGAAUUAUUUGACAAAAAAAUAAUGUGACGCUAAAUUAAUGGAGCGGGGAGGAAGACUUAAUCGCAUUCAAAAGUGAUUGCGGUAUAUGCCUUUAUUUUGCCGUGUGAUUUUGUAGCAUUUCACUUGACUUGGUGAUAGACUUAUAUUCGAAACAGAGAUUCGACACUAAUUUUAAAAUUUUGGCGUUUGGCAAAAACCUGACUAGCCUCGCGUGCCUCGCAACAGUCCUCUUGCUCUUUCUCGGCUAGGUCUAUCACUUGAUUAUUGUUAUUAUUCUUAUUAUUAUAUUAUUUAAUCAUCAUCAUCACCUUCUUGAUGAAUAAUGAUUGAUUCGUGUGCAUAGUCUAUAAUAAUAGAUAUAUUUCAUUUUAUAACGGCAAUUAUUCUAUGGUAAUUACGUUGUAUUUAAAUAAACUAACGCAAUGUAAAUUCAAAUAUGCACUAAAAUUAUCACUAUAUAUUGUAUUGGUGUGGCAUGAACUAAAAAUAUAUGUAUUAAAUUCGCAUAAUUCGA
This is a messenger RNA of Dendronephthya gigantea, 2290 nucleotides long. RefSeq names its product excitatory amino acid transporter 2-like. The transcript is spliced from 7 exons. The record is from RefSeq and is a predicted model, not a curated record. Gene Ontology annotation, biological process: L-glutamate transmembrane transport. The coding region runs from base 33 to 1643 and encodes 536 amino acids. Gene Ontology annotation, cellular component: plasma membrane. NCBI's taxonomy places the organism in Eukaryota, Metazoa, Cnidaria, Anthozoa, Malacalcyonacea, Nephtheidae. Gene Ontology annotation, molecular function: L-glutamate transmembrane transporter activity; glutamate:sodium symporter activity; neutral L-amino acid transmembrane transporter activity.